AUGCCCCGAGGACGCAAAGGCUGCUGGACUUGUCGAAUUCGUCACCGGAGAUGCGACGAGUCAAUUCCGAACUGCAAAGAAUGCAGCACAAGACAAAUUGUCUGCCACGGAUAUGAUGCGGAUGCACCAGAGUGGAUGAGUGACGAUGCACUGCUACAACGAGAGCUUCAACACAUCAAGGCUGCAGUGAAAGUGAACUUUCGACGCGUCAAGACUAUUCAAAAUCGCCAGCUUGCUCAGAAAGGUCGAGAAAAUUCCAUUCAAGCCAAGUUUCAAGUAGAAAAAGACGAGGAAGCUGCACAUGCAACAGAAGCAAAUUCAUCGGCAACAAAUGUCAUAUUUCGAGAGGCACAGCAUCUUGUUCAUUAUUUAGACUACAUUUUCCCUAUUCAAUAUGCCUUCUAUGUUGAUGCUCCAGACCAAGGCGGUAGAGGAUGGUUGUUGUUCCUCUUGGAGAGAAAUGCACCUCUUCGCAACGCAGCUCUUACUCUUUCUGCCUUUCACCAACACAAUCUAUCCCCAUAUCACUCAGAGAACCAGGAAAACGAACUGUUGCAGUAUCAUACCAAAGCACUGCAAGAGUUACGACACGUAGUUGGUCACCAGGACUUGGGCGCCUUUGCCGAUCGGAGCGAGGAAUGGCUCAAGUUCCUGGCUGGUGGAAUGUUCUUGAUCUCUUUCGAGGUUUUUAGGGGCGGUACUAACAAUUGGCAAGCUCAUUUCAACGCCUUGGUCUCCGUCAUUCGGAACUUGACCUCGUCGGACUUCGAUUUCGGCCCUUGUGGUCUCUCAGACCCUGACUACGAAUUAAAACGAGGCAUGAACACUGCUCAAAGGUUUGUACUUGCGAAUCUCGUCUGGAUCGAUAUACUUGCACCAUUAGCCACGGGGACUGUACCGCAGCUCCCGUAUCACGACUGGCUCAACACAGGCAAAAUAGACAUGUCGCGGGUUAUGGGCUGCCAAAACUCCAUUAUGAUAGCCAUUGGAGAUUUGAUGGCACUCGAAUCAAGAGCUAGCUCUAUGAGCACUGAAUCCUUGCAGGCUGGUAUCUUCAGCCUGGAUAAACGAAUUUUGAACGCAGUAAAUAAAGUUCAUAAUUCUCAGCCAGAGCCCAGUCAAACCAACCGCCAUGUCACCCGUCUUUUCGCCAACGCGGCACUAGUACAUCUUUAUACACUUGCCUCUGAAUAUGGUAUCGCCUCACCUGACCCCCACCAAGCAGUCUUACGAGUGAUAGAAGUGCUGGAUCAACUUCCGUCGCAUGUUUCUUUACGCGCAACACCUUGGCCCUUAUGCGUGGCCGGAUCCAUGGCCUUACAUCCGAAUGAGGAGUAUUUUGAUAGAUUAUUGAGCAGACUUAUGGACCACUCCGAGGCGGGGUUCACUAAUUGCGGUACUGUUUACAGCAUCAUGAAACACGCGUGGAAGAAGCGACGAGAAUGUCCAGGUAAACUUUGGAGCGCAAGGCAAUCUAUGGAAGACAUGGGUAUUUCUGCUCUUCUGAUAUGA
Molecule: messenger RNA, 1512 nt
Organism: Fusarium sp. VM40
Lineage: Eukaryota; Fungi; Ascomycota; Sordariomycetes; Hypocreales; Nectriaceae
Source: the annotation of a GenBank genome assembly